AUGGAGUCGCCCGAGUCAGAACGAUCGCGUGUGCCCAAAACAGCGUUGCUUGGUGCCGGAAGUAUCGGGGUGAUUGGAGUGAAUGUUGAGCUGGCGGCUGUGGCUGAGCUUGGAGUGAGCGAAAAUUCCGAUGGAGUGGUAAUCGAAGACGUUUCGCCCGAUUUGCGAAGAUCCAGCUUCGGCUUGCGGGUGUACAGUCUUCUCAACGAAGGUUUCUUUGAUGUGUCUGGUCCAGCAAGAACAGGAAGCGAAGUGGUGAGGAAUGGCAUUUUUGCAGCCCUGUCAUCUUUGUGGACGUCUGGUUGGACCAUUCUUGGAGCCUCUAGCUGCUGCUCCUUGGACUUUUCUUCUCUCUUGAGAGAGCGACUACGGAAUAGCCGUGACACCCUUCCAGGUCCCGCUGAAACCUUUUUAUCGUCCUCAGAAGCUUCCGCGGGAACAUCCGAUGAGGCUGUAGGGGUGCAGUUAACAAACAGGAACUCCUUUGGGUUUCCCUCCUUGUUGACCUUUGGCUUGAUGUUUGUCUUGCGGAAUCCAUGUUUGUUUGUUUUUGCAGAGGAAUCCUUCAUCACCAGGUUUUGA
Ogataea philodendri is the source of this 582-nucleotide messenger RNA. RefSeq lists its product as uncharacterized. Lineage: Eukaryota; Fungi; Ascomycota; Pichiomycetes; Pichiales; Pichiaceae. Bases 1 to 582 code for a protein of 193 amino acids. The record is from RefSeq and is a predicted model, not a curated record. The transcript is spliced from 2 exons.